This is a messenger RNA of Desarmillaria tabescens, 501 nucleotides long. RefSeq names its product mitochondrial inner membrane protein. NCBI's taxonomy places the organism in Eukaryota, Fungi, Basidiomycota, Agaricomycetes, Agaricales, Physalacriaceae. Gene Ontology annotation, molecular function: heme binding; ubiquinone binding; succinate dehydrogenase (quinone) activity. Gene Ontology annotation, biological process: tricarboxylic acid cycle; mitochondrial electron transport, succinate to ubiquinone. Gene Ontology annotation, cellular component: membrane; mitochondrial envelope. Bases 1 to 501 code for a protein of 166 amino acids. The record is from RefSeq and is a predicted model, not a curated record. The transcript is spliced from 5 exons.
AUGUCCUCGUCUCUCAUUCUCCGUUCGUCGCUGUCAAGGUCGCUUGCUCACCGUCUGGGCUCGAGGAUUCCCGGUGCUGUGGCGGUCAGGCAUGCGUCUGAUUCAUCCGCAUACGUUCCCGGUGGACCUGUAUACAAGGGAACCGUGAACGACCCGACAUCAUUCCCGACGCCCUCAAGGUCAGCGGGCUCGUACCACUGGGCAUUCGAACGCCUUUUGUCGGCUGGGCUCAUCCCUUUGACUGCCGCUGCGUUCGUCACGAGCGGUACCAACUAUCCUGUUCUCGAUGGUGUCCUAGGAGUCAGCUUGGUCAUGCACAGUCAUAUUGGGUUUGAUUCGAUCUUCGUCGACUACCUUCACAAGCGAAAAUUCCCUAUUCUUGGGCCCAUCAUGACCUGGGGCUUGAGGACUGCGACUGUGGGUGUCCUUGUCGGAGUGUACCAGUUCAACACGAACGAUAUUGGUCUGACGGAGCUUAUUGCGAAAGUUUGGACCGCAUAG